CGAUUAGCCACCGGCGCAGCAAUCUCUCCGUUUCUUCCCAAAUCGUCAAACCCUAAUCGAUUUUUUUUUGUUACUCCGGAGAAGAGAAGAUGAUGGGAUCGGAGAAUGCCGACGUGUUCGAAGAGACGAAUCUCAAUGCAGCGAAGGAGGAGAUGGAGAAUCUCGUCCUUAACGGCAGCGAUGUCAACGGCGAUUCAUCGAACUCUGCUUAUCGCAGCGCGAUGUCAACACUCUCCAACGUCCACGACCCUCUCUCGCCGCUUCCUACCGUCCUGACUCCGGCUGAUUCCGAUCCACUUACUGCGCCGUCCUCCUACAUCGAGCCGCCGUCUUACGCCGAUGUUAUCUUCAGCCCUUUUGACGAGACCUCGGACAGCGAGAUCAACGGCGGCGAGGAUAGCAGUCUCUCCCCCGAUUCGCUAUCGAGAUCUCCUUCUUCGUCGAGCUCCGAUUACAUCAAGAUCACAGUAUCGAACCCUCAGAAAGAGCAGGAGACUUCGAACUCCAUCGUGGGAGGAAACACUUACAUCACGUACCAGAUCACGACGAGGACGAAUCUUCCUGACUUCGGUGUAUCGGAGUCCAGCGUGCGGAGAAGGUUUAGAGAUGUUGUUACGCUUGCAGAUCGAUUGGCUGAGUCGUAUAGAGGGUUCUGCAUACCACCGAGGCCGGAUAAGAGCGUGGUAGAGAGUCAGGUUAUGCAGAAGCAAGAGUUUGUGGAGCAGAGGAGAGUUGCUUUGGAGAAGUACUUGCGUAGGCUCAGUGCACACCCUGUUAUUAGGAAGAGCGAUGAGCUGAAAGUGUUCCUUCAGGUGCAAGGGAAGUUGCCGCUGCCGAUGAGUACUGAUGUGGCGUCUAGGAUGUUGGAUGGUGCUGUGAAGCUUCCGAAGCAGCUGUUUGGUGAAGGUGGGGCAUCUGCGGUGCCGGUGCAUGAGGUGGUUCAGCCUGCUAGAGGAGGUAGGGAUCUGCUGAGGUUGUUUAAGGAACUGAGGCAGUCGGUUUCUAAUGACUGGGGUGGGUCGAAACCAGCGGUUGUUGAAGAAGAUAAAGAGUUUUUGGAGAAGAAGGAGAAGAUGCUUGAUCUCGAGCAACAAAUUAUCAACUCCUCACAGCAGGCUGAAUCCCUUGUGAAGGCACAGCAAGACAUGGGGGAAACCAUGGGUGAACUGGGGUUAGCAUUCAUUAAGCUGACAAAGUUCGAGAACGAAGAAGCUGUUUUCAACUCCCAGAGAACUCGUGCUACUGAUAUGAAGAAUUUAGCCACUGCCGCUGUAAAAGCAAGCAGAUUUUAUAGGGAGCUAAAUUCCCAGACUGUCAAACAUUUGGACACACUACAUGAGUACCUUGGCAUGAUGAUGGCUGUCCAAGGCGCAUUUGCAGAUAGAUCUAGUGCUUUACUGACAGUGCAGACGCUUCUAUCAGAGCUUUCUUCGCUGCAAGCAAGAGCGGAAAAGCUAGAGGCUGCAUCAUCAAAGGUAUUUGGUGGUGACAAAUCAAGGAUCCGGAAAAUAGAAGAGUUAAAAGAAGCCAUCAAGGUCACUGAAGACGCAAAAAAUGUUGCCAUCAGAGAGUAUGAAAGGAUCAAGGAUAAUAACCGAUCUGAGGUGGAGAGGUUGGAUGGAGAAAGGCGUGCAGACUUCAUGAACAUGAUGAAGGGUUUUGUUGUUAACCAGGUUGGAUACGCAGAGAAAAUUAGCAACGUGUGGGCAAAGGCUGCAGAAGAGACGAGCCAAUACGACAGAGAGAAGCAGAGCAGCUAACAGACACAGAAAAACGAAAGAGCGAAUGAUGUUCAUUUUGGCAUAAUCAUACCAGUUCCAUGUUUGACACAGAAUCACAGUACGUGAUAAACUAAUAAUGGGUGUCGAACUAAUGUAUUUUCUUGUUUUUUUGUUUGUUUAUCUGUUGUAUCUAUCUGAUAGAGUUCAGUAAACGUUUGUCUCUCUUGUUUCUUUUAGUUGCUGUAAAUUGUUUCUCCAUAGCGUUACUCACCAAUUCACCAUCUAUA
Messenger RNA from Brassica rapa (field mustard), 2008 nucleotides. Its product is annotated as sorting nexin 2A. Gene Ontology annotation, molecular function: phosphatidylinositol binding. The record is from RefSeq and is a predicted model, not a curated record. NCBI's taxonomy places the organism in Eukaryota, Viridiplantae, Streptophyta, Magnoliopsida, Brassicales, Brassicaceae.